AUGAACAGUGAAAUACAAAUUUUCCCAAGUGUUGAAAACAGUGCUCACUUUGGCAGUCAAAAUUUUCUUGGAUCUUCUAAGGCAAGUGGCGACACCUCAAUAACAAAUACUUACCCUACUUUACCGAAAUACUACCCGGAGGAUCACGAACUCACGAAAUGGAUGAUUAAUCAGAUGCGUCGUCGCAAUGGGCUUCACCACUUAAUCAAUUUUGCAAAUUCUCAUCCAUUCAUCCUUUCUGCAUAUUUUGAAGUCCUGGAUCAGCCUGAUAAGUACAUCAGCUCUAAAGAGGCUUCGAAUUUUCCAGCUUACUCAUCAAAGACAAUACUAUUUUUGACACCGCUUGCCAUGGCAGUAUACUUUGGAUGCAAGUCUGUUAUCAGAAUUUUGUUGGACGAGAGCGGAGCUCGACUGCAAUCCCGUGCGCGGAGCAACGUGGACAUGAAUGCUACAUGUUACGCUAGACGAAUCAAGCCAAGGCAUGGAAUUCUUGGUUUUGAAGACUAUUUUACAACAUCACCAGCUGUGUUGGCCCUUCGGAGGGAAUUCUACUUUGGAUUAAAUCUACUCAUGAUCGCUGGUUUUAAUCCACAUGACCGAAUACAAUACAUGGAUCACGUAGCAUCCCCUAGUCAAAAGGUCUACUGCAUUACUGAUCUAGUCGAAUAUGCUCUCAGACUUAUGAUUUCAAGGCCUGGAUUUGAUAUAAUUCAUCUCCUACAAUACCUCACUUAUCCAAAUCCUUCUGGUAAAUGUGCAUAUGAUGUAAUGACGUAUGAUGUUUACCUGAACCACGAUGAGGAAAAACAGACGCCUAUUUGGUUUUCGUUCUUCAGACGAAUCUGUCGGCGCGGAAUCACUCCAGCCUAUACAAAUUGUGCGAACCGGAUGAUUGACAUUUUGGAAAUUCUAGAGAACCUCGGCUUCUUCAAGCAGGACAUUAUGCCACACGGACCUGUCGCCUACAGCAUUGAACCAGGCCGUAGCCCAAUAAAACGUCAUCAUAUGCCUCAGAGAGUAACGCCGGUGGAAAUUCGAUCUCUUCAGCCAGCCGAGGCCACUGAAGCGAUGAGGGCUAUUGCCAUAGAUCGAGAUGAAUGCUUUGCAUUUUUAAUAAUUUGGCUUACCCGAAUGAAGAACAGAUGUCUUACAAAGCCCUACCAACGACUGACGAAGAUCUUACUCUCAGGACUUGUUGCUACGCGGAUGUUGGACGACUUUCUUGUACCCCCGCCACAUAUAGACCCGAAAGUGACCCUCUGGCCCCAGUGGGUAGAAUUAGGUACUGGUCUUAAUCAGCAAGUACCAAACACCAACUGGAAGUCUUGCCAGGAAGAAAUUAACAUCUUCAGUGAUGACGCUUUUGAAUCAUACUAUCUGGAACCAAUACAGGUUCACGAGUUGCGCAUGGAAUUGAAGAGAUUGGCGAUUAUUCAAGGUUUCGUAGAUGAGAAACUUGUUGAUCAGGUGAGGGAAUCGAGAAAUAGACCUAAGUCCUCAAGCAGUCCAAAUGAAAACCCCGUUACUGCUAUUGCCGCGACGGACAAACCGCGACAGCUAUCCGUAUCAGCAGUCUUUACAACUGAAUGUCACUUAGUCACUGAUGAAGGACAGCAAAGUUGUAGUAAUGGACCUAACACGCCGUCAGAGGCGACAGGUAGCCUUGAAAUAGUCCCCCGAUCAAGAAGAAUUUCACAAGAAUUUCUAAAUCAAAGCGUACCAACAGAUCAGGGUGAUAUGAACAUUCAAACUGCCGGAAUCCACAGGUUGAUUGAGCAAACAAAUAUAAGUAACAAUUUAUCUAGACCUAAUACAACAAAGCCAACCCAGGAUAUGAAACCACCAGUUAGGCGAAGACCACGGUCUGCGAAAACCAUCGGUUUUAAAUCUAUACCAAUGGAGAUAAAACAGAAGCACGCUUCUUCCAAUAAAAAGGCUAUCGUUGUAUCUAAACCUCUUCCGAGGUGGCGGAUCUAG
Messenger RNA from Mesocestoides corti, 1977 nucleotides. Lineage: Eukaryota; Metazoa; Platyhelminthes; Cestoda; Cyclophyllidea; Mesocestoididae. The record is from the annotation of a GenBank genome assembly.